This is a messenger RNA of Rana temporaria (common frog), 5014 nucleotides long. It is a transcript of the gene GRIK5, whose product is annotated as glutamate ionotropic receptor kainate type subunit 5. Gene Ontology annotation, biological process: modulation of chemical synaptic transmission; monoatomic ion transport; synaptic transmission, glutamatergic. Gene Ontology annotation, cellular component: presynaptic membrane; postsynaptic membrane; kainate selective glutamate receptor complex. The transcript has 20 exons. Bases 1321 to 4326 code for a protein of 1001 amino acids. Lineage: Eukaryota; Metazoa; Chordata; Amphibia; Anura; Ranidae. The record is from RefSeq and is a predicted model, not a curated record. Gene Ontology annotation, molecular function: transmitter-gated monoatomic ion channel activity involved in regulation of postsynaptic membrane potential; kainate selective glutamate receptor activity.
AAACACGCGGGGGUCCUACCCACACGCCGGUUAUAAAUAUGCACCGCAGACGCACUGCAUCCUUCUGAUGGCAUGUCAUCACUGCAUGCAUAGCCUCCUCUCUCUUCCAGCACGGCGUAUGCACACCUCAUCCUCCCCGCUGUCCAUUUCUCUGCACUGACAGGCACUUCACAUGCACCAUCCGCCUUCGUCGUGCACACAACAGCUCCUCGCCCCCCCAGUCUUGGGUUGUUGUUUUUUUUUUUUUUCGGAAAGAGGCCUGCAGACCACAUCCCAACCUUAUGACCAAAGCUUCUUCUUCUUCUUUAUUUAUUUAUUAUUAUUAUAUAUAUAUAUUUUUAUCUUUUUCCUUUUUGGAGGUAGAAGACCCUUCAUUGGGACGAAGAAGGUAAACUAAGAGGGAGAAAAAAAAAGGGACACCCCCCCCAACCAACCACCACCACCACCGUUGAGUUUGGACCAAGACCGACCCUGAAAAGGCAUCAUCUCUGCUCCUCAGGAUUCUUUCACGUAUUCUGUGCUACAUGCCGUCUUCCUGCUGUGAAAACCUCUGACUACCUCUCGAGAAGCCCUCCAUUCGCCCGCACCACCAGGACCUGGUUCUCUGUGGACUCUUCAGGUUUUCUCCUGGUGGAACCGAUCGCCUGUAAGCGUUUUUGUAUCCUCCUCACCUGGGGAGGGGGCAAAAGGAAGACCGUCAACAUGGCCUGCGCUUGGUUUCGCUGUUUUAGAUUCAUAGCCGCGCUCUCCCAUACCGCCACGACCGCCACUGGGUUUUCGUGAAGCAACCGGCCGAGUCAACGGAGGUCUCCUGGUUGGUUUGGGUGAUUUCUGGUCAACGGUAGCCCCCCUUCUUUUUCUUUUUUUUCCUGUGGGACUCUGUGCCUUAAUGACAUUACCUGCGCCUUGCAUCGCCAGGCUGGGGGGAUAGAUAUUGUUAGCUUGUCGUGCCCCCCCCCUUCCACCCCCAGAAGGACGUGAUUACCCCCCCUCCCCGGCGGAUGAGGCGGCAUCUCCCCCCUCUGUGCGCUGUCUCCGGGAGACGAAGGAGGAAUUGAGGAGGGAGAGAGCGGAAUUGUGCCGGAGAAGGAAUGGAUUCCUUGUGGCUUGUCUUGGGGGGGUAUUUUCGAAGAGUGUAACCCUCCCCUUCCUCUCUCCACAUCAAUUUUUUGCCUCUAGGCUCCCUUCAUCGCUCCGGUGUGUUAGGUACUAAGGAACCAGAGAGCAAACAGGACCAAGCUCUCCAACUGCUGCAUCCUCAUCUAUCUGUGGUGUCAGCGUGGCUGCGCCUCGAUCCGUCUCCAUGAGGAGUAGAAAAAGAUGCUGCAGCCUGAGCUGGGAGCUCCGCUCCUCCUACUGCUCCUGAGUCUCACCUCCCCCGGGGCCCCGCUGCUGUCAUCUCUACGUGUCGCCGCAAUCCUUGACGAUCAGACUGUUUGCGGGCGUGGUGAGAGGUUGGCACUUGCGCUCGCCCGAGAACAUAUCAACAGCCACACGCAAGGAGGGUCCAACGCCCGUGUUGAAGUGGAGAUCUUUGAAUUGCAGAGAGACAGUCAGUACGAGACUACAGAUACAAUGUGUCAGAUUCUACCGAAAGGUGUGGUCUCUGUCCUAGGACCCUCCGCCAGUCCAGCUUCUGCAUCCACAGUCAGCCAUAUAUGUGGAGAAAAAGAGAUCCCCCACAUAAAGGUGGGACCCGAAGAAGCCCCAAAGCUCCAGUACCUGCGCUUUGCAUCCGUCAGCCUGUAUCCGAGUAAUGAAGACAUCAGCUUGGCUGUUUCCCACAUUCUGAAGUCCUUUCACAACCCUUCCACCAGCCUUAUCUGUGCCAAGGCCGAAUGUUUACUUCGGCUAGAGGAACUGGUCCGCCAAUUCCUAAUAUCAAAAGACACCCUAUCUGUCCGCAUGUUGGAUGACACCAAUGAUCCAACACCCUUAUUAAAGGAAAUCCGCGAUGAUAAAGUAUCCACCAUCAUUAUUGACGCCAAUGCAACAGUGUCCCACCUCAUUCUUAAAAAGGCCUCUGAGCUUGGUAUGACGUCUGCCCACUACAAAUAUAUUUUGACAACAAUGGACUUCCCCUUGUUGUCCUUGGAAGGGGUGGUGAGUGACCAUUCCAAUAUUCUGGGGUUUUCCAUGUUCAAUAGUAGCCAUCCGUUCUAUCUGGAGUUCCUGAGGAGCCUCAACAUGUCUUGGAGGGAGAACUGUGAGCUCACUACCUACCUGGGACCAGCUCUGUCCGCAGCGCUCAUGUUUGACGCUGUCCACGUGGUAGUCAGUGCGGUGCGAGAGUUGAACCGGAGCCAGGAAAUCGGCGUUAAGCAGCUGUCCUGCAGCACAUCACAAAUCUGGCAACAUGGGACCAGUCUGAUGAACUACCUCCGCAUGGUAGAGUACGAUGGGCUGACUGGACGGGUGGAGUUUAACAGUAAAGGGCAGAGGACAAAUUACACUUUGCGUAUCUUGGAGAAGGCAGGAGAUGGUCACCGAGAGGUUGGAGUUUGGUAUUCAAACCGCACCUUGGCCAUGAAUGCCACCAGCCUGGACAUCAACGUGUCAGACACACUAGAGAACAAGACUCUGGUGGUCACCACAAUUCUGGAGAAUCCAUACAUGAUGCGUAAACCGAAUUUCCGCUCUUUAUCUGGUAAUGACCAGUACGAGGGCUUCUGUGCUGAGAUGUUGAUGGAGUUGGCUGCUCUUCUGAGGUUCAACUACAAGAUAAAACUCGUUGAGGAUGGACUGUAUGGAGCCCCGGAGCCCAACGGAUCUUGGACAGGAAUGGUGGGAGAGCUGAUAAACCGGAAGGCAGAUCUGGCGGUUGCUGCGUUCACCAUCACAGCCGAGCGGGAAAAAGUCAUCGACUUCUCCAAGCCCUUCAUGACUCUGGGGAUCAGCAUCUUGUACCGAGUACAGAUGGGCCGGAAGCCUGGGUACUUCUCCUUCUUGGAUCCUUUCUCUCCUGCUGUCUGGCUCUUCAUGUUGUUGGCUUAUCUGGCCGUCAGCUGUGUGCUGUUCUUGGCAGCCAGACUGAGUCCCUAUGAGUGGUACAACCCACACCCAUGCCUUCGUGAGCGCCACCACAUCCUUGAGAACCAAUACACACUGGGGAACAGCCUGUGGUUCCCUGUAGGAGGGUUUAUGCAGCAGGGUUCAGAGGUCAUGCCUAGAGCACUGUCGACAAGAUGCGUCAGUGGGGUCUGGUGGGCCUUCACACUUAUCAUCAUCUCCUCCUACACUGCCAACCUUGCUGCCUUCCUGACCGUACAAAGAAUGGAGGUCCCUAUCGAAUCAGCUGAUGACCUUGCCGAUCAAACCAAUAUAGAGUAUGGAACCAUUCAUGGUGGGUCCACCAUGACCUUCUUCCAGAACUCCCGAUAUCAAACCUACCAGCGCAUGUGGAACUACAUGAACUCAAAGCAGCCCAGUGUAUUUGUGAAGAGCACGGAGGAGGGAAUAGCGCGUGUCCUGAACUCUCGCUAUGCUUUUCUAUUGGAGUCCACCAUGAAUGAGUACCACCGCAGGCUCAACUGCAAUCUCACUCAGAUUGGGGGAUUGCUCGAUACAAAGGGUUAUGGCAUCGGCAUGCCACUAGAAUCACCGUACAGAGAUGAGAUCACACUUGCGAUCCUUCAACUGCAAGAGAACAAUCGAUUAGAGAUACUAAAACGCAAGUGGUGGGAAGGCAGCAAGUGUCCGAAGGAGGAGGACCAUCGAGCCAAAGGGCUGGGGAUGGAGAACAUUGGAGGCAUCUUUGUGGUUUUGAUCUGCGGUCUCAUCAUUGCCGUAUUUGUUGCGAUCAUGGAGUUCGUCUGGUCAACGAGACGUUCAGUGGACAACGAGGAGGCGAGUGACAAAAUGGAAAAAAUUUCCGUAUGCCAAGAGAUGCUGAGUGAACUUCGCAGUGCCGUGUCCUGCAAAAAGACCUCCCGCUCUCGCCAUCGCCGUAGGCCGCCUCGCCACCUGCACGGAAGGACUCUCCUCUCUCUCAGCCGGCCGCCUCGUGCCACCAGGGAGACACGCCUCUGUAAUGGGCGACUGUACCAGACCCACCAGCACCCUCCAGCGCCACCUCACCCUCCACCAGCCCCAGGUGCCCAGAGGCUCCAGGAGGACCCCACGUCUUCCUCAGGUCGGGGGGGAGGGUGUGCCCAUUUUAGAAUCUGCCAGGAGUGUCGGAGGAUACAGACUCUGAGGGGGCCACCGCCGCUGCCGAGACCACCCCAGUCUCCCAAACCACCACCCCCUCCUCCUCCUGAGGACCUGACACCCCUCUCACAUCAUCGGAGACUGGCAGACCCCUUAGAUGCCAGUGCCCCCGAGUGAUGUAGGAGGGCUCAUGAAGACUAGUUGUUUGGACCUUUAGUGUAAGAGGAGGAGAAGAAGAGGUAUUAAAGAAAGAGAACAUGGGGGCUUUCGGACCCUGAACGCACGUUCCUGUCCCCCCUGUACCCCCUAAUGUUUUGGGGUGGGGGAUCCUGACGAAGCCUCCUCUGCAUUCAUCAGAAACACUGCGAUGCCUCAGUAUUUUACAAUGUACGCUGUGCGUGCGAAAAAUUGACUGCCCCCCUCCUGACACACCAUGUACUGUUGUCACCUCUACCAUUUGUCAGUGCCCUGUCCUCUCAAGGUGCCCCAGCAUUGAUUACAGUGUGUAGAUGGGUCAAACCCAGGAUGUUUGUCCCAGCUCAGGGUCUCAGUUCUCACCACAUGCAUUAAUCCAGCAUUGGCGGCACGACACAUGGAACGCUACAUCUGCCGGAAGGUGACUGCUGCCGCUCCGAUUUGCUGACUUCCAAAAUCACAACUAUCUAGAAUGCACAGCCGGGUUUAGAAAUAUAUCCUAGUUGCUGUGUGUUUUUGUUGAUCUCUAUAUCAGCAAUAUACGUAUUGCUGUUUAUCCUUUUCUUUUUAUAUCCGCAUAUCCGUGAGAGGACAUGGGAGUGUCGUAGGUGUUCGGGAGAUUGAUUAUGAUACGUACAGCUUUGAUACAAAUGAAUUAAGUGGAGCGUUG